Xenopus laevis (African clawed frog) is the source of this 2205-nucleotide messenger RNA. RefSeq names its product lamina-associated polypeptide 2-like. NCBI's taxonomy places the organism in Eukaryota, Metazoa, Chordata, Amphibia, Anura, Pipidae. Bases 698 to 2023 code for a protein of 441 amino acids. The transcript is spliced from 3 exons. The record is from RefSeq and is a predicted model, not a curated record.
CAUAGUCACCCAUGCCAGCAUUCACCAAUGGGUUAAUUCCCCUGCUGGCCAGCGGACAGGACCUCCCACCAAUAGUUCAAAGUUCUCCUUCCUCCCUUACCCUCUUGUCUUUUUUGUCCUGUCCGGGCCAGGGAAGGAUCUAUUUUUAAGAGAUUAAAGAAGAUACUAAUAGGAGGAUGAGAAUCGGUGCUGUGAAGCCUAGAAGCUCCCCUUGUAGGGGUCAGCAGGGGCUAACUUACGUAAUCAGGGCUCUCCUCCCGUGUUGCGGGUCAGGGAGUUCUGGGCAGCAUGGCAGCGACACUGUGGCUCUUGGCGUAUCCUCCCGCAUGGCGGGUUAGGUGAGUGCCAGAAACGCUGGGGGAAAGAAGCCGGCGCGAAGGAGAGGUAAGCCGUGUGUGCGCAUUAGCGCUGAGACGAAGGGCGGAUGUGACGUCAACAGAGGAAGUGGCCGGACGGCCAUCUUGGUUGAGGGCAUUAGCGUCCCUCGUAAGUGAGCGCGACUGGAACCAGAAGUGCGGCUUCUUGCCUGAGGGCAGCGUUUUGACCCGCGUGAGCCUAUGUGAUAACAAGGGGCAGAUAGGAAGAUAAUAUUGUUUUAUACAGAGUGCUGCCCCUUGAUUUAAACAGCAAACACUUCCUGUGGGUGCCAUUUGCUUCUCAGAAUCCUGAGCUUUCAAGGCAUCGAUACAGUUCACCAAUGGAACCUGGUAUGACGGGAAAAGCCUCUCACCCCAAAGGGAAAAGCCUUCCUGCCGCAGACGCUAAAAAAGACAAGUCUCCAGACAAAUCAACAGCCUCUGCAGAAAAACAACAGGAGCCUGGAACCUCUCUAUUAUCACAGGAAAAUCAGUUAUUUGCAGAAUCCUUGGCCUCAGUAAUUAAACAGGCAGUCAUACAGGGAUUUCAGGAGGUAUCGAGUUCUAAGAAGAGGACGAGACACUCUCAUGGAAGACAAGGGGAGCCUUUGUCUGAUAUUUCAGAAGGAGAUUUGUCAGAUGACUCGGAUGUGCUGUCUCAAGCAGGGUCGGAAGAGGGAGAAAUUGAGUCAGAGGAAGAAUCCUCUUUCGAUUUAGCAGUAAUUGAUCCGUUAAUUAAGGCAGUUAGGCAAACCCUAACCUUUCCUACAGAAUCAGCGAGGGUAUCGGCAGCGGAUAAAUUAUUUCCCUCUUCGAAGAAGCGAUCUGUGUGUUUUCCGGUGCACUCGUCUAUAAAAGAAAUUAUCCAGACGGAAUGGAAAAAGACAGAGAAAAGGGCUCAGACAGCAGGGAAAUUCGGAAAAAAGUAUCCCUUUGAUGAGCAGGACUCAAAGGCCUGGGAGUCUCCACCAAAGGUCGAUGCGGCUGUGGUUAGGUUGGCUAAGAAGACCACCUUACCGGUAGAUGAUGCGACAGUCUUUAAAGAACCAAUGGAGAAGAAGAUAGAAUUUAAUUUAAGAAAAGCCUUUGGAUCAGCAGGAGCAGCCUGUAAGCCAGCUGUGGCUUUAACAUCUGUAUCUAGAGCCUUGAAAGUGUGGCUGUCUGAGCUAGGAGAAGCUAUAUCAUCGAAUGUAAAAAGACCUAAACUGCUGGAGAUGUUAGCAGACUGCAGAAUGGCAACGGAGUUUAUUUCGGAAGCUUCAAUUGAUUUAGUGCAUUUUUCAGCUAGAUCUAUGGCGCUAUCCGUAGCAGCCAGGAGGGCACUAUGGCUAAAAUCUUGGGCAGCAGAUACGGCAUCAAAAGUAAACCUGUGUCAGUUACCUUUUGAAGGAGAGAUGUUAUUCGGAGAAAAACUGGAUGCUAUCAUUAAGAAGGUGUCGGGAGGUAAAAGUGUAUUUUUACCUCAAGAAAACCAAGCCAAGAAACCCCGCUUUGAGUCAAGCUAUAACAAGCCGAAAGAUAAGUCUUUUAGGGCCUCCAGACAGUAUAAGCCCGGGAGAGAAUAUUCCAGGCAAUCUUCCUGGAGAGCAGGUCGGCCAAGUUCCAGAGGCACAUCUAAGAGACCUGGGUUUUUUUCCACCACCCCUUCCACUUCAAAUCAACAAUGAAGGUGGCAAGGCCCAGAUCAUGGUGGGGGGCAGACUAGCCGAAUUUUCUCAUGUCUGGGCCACGACUAUUCAGGACGUAUGGGUACAGAAAGUGGUUCAGUCAGGAUUUCUACUAGAAUUCAAAUCCGUACCCAGAAACAAUUUUUUCAUACAAUCCGUCGUCAAGGCGACAGAAUUGGACA